Messenger RNA from Drosophila biarmipes, 1006 nucleotides. RefSeq names its product guanine nucleotide exchange factor MSS4 homolog (gene strat). Gene Ontology annotation, biological process: post-Golgi vesicle-mediated transport; small GTPase-mediated signal transduction. The record is from RefSeq and is a predicted model, not a curated record. Gene Ontology annotation, molecular function: zinc ion binding; guanyl-nucleotide exchange factor activity. Gene Ontology annotation, cellular component: membrane; cytosol. The coding region runs from base 57 to 425 and encodes 122 amino acids. The transcript is spliced from 2 exons. Lineage: Eukaryota; Metazoa; Arthropoda; Insecta; Diptera; Drosophilidae.
CAUUUUAACACUAGAUUUUAUGCACUUGGUACCGAGUUAAGAUUCAUUUAUAAAAAAUGACAGAAGAAGGUGAUUUUGCUGGGCAAAUAGUGGAUGGAAAGAACAAAACGAAUGUGCGCUGUCAGUUCUGCAACAGUCUGAUGCUCAAGGCCCAGGAGGCCACCUUCAGCGAGGAGGAAGUGGAGAUUCCCCUGAUGAUGCAAAUGCAGGACAAGACGGUGGACAGUCUCAGCAGCGAGCCCUUGAAGGACUUCUGGCUGGUCAAGGACAUGAUGACGUUCGAGAACAUCGGAUUCUCCAACACGGUGGACGGCAGGAAGUUCCUGGUUUGCGCGGACUGCGAGCGUGGACCCGUUGGCUAUCAUGAUCUCAGCACCCGCCACUGCUUCCUGGCCCUCAAGAGGGUGGUCCACAAGGACUCCUAGCUGCGCGACGCCUAGUCCCUUCGGUCCCUUGUAAUGCAAUUGAUGGUACUACAUGCCAUGUCCGUGACGUGGAACAUACGAUAUAAUCCGCUUAUCUGCAUUUUGGGUUUUCUUUUUCACCGAAUAUCAGCGAGUUCUAGUGGAAUCAGCAAGUAUUUUUCAUUAUAGCAUUAACUAUUACUAUAAUUUGUAAUGGAGUUCUGUAAUUACACAAAAUAUCAUUGACUCCGCUGAAAAUCUGUGAAAUUGAAAGCCAGAACAUAGGGUUAUACCUAGAUUUUUUCACUUUUUUGUUGAUUUUAGAUUUAAGCGAAAUAAACCGCUUUUAUAUGUCUGGUAACUGAAUAAUCCCUCUUUAAAAGUAAAAAAAGAGUCUUCUAAAAGUUUAUAUAAAUUAGCAUUAAAACCAAAAGAAAAGUGAAUGUUAAUAUCAUAUUGUACUAGAAAGCGUGUUUGAAAAUUGUUGAGAGUGGUCUAAGUACACUUCGUUUGAGAUUACUUUAUAGAUCAUUUAAAAAACAUUUAUAUAUUUUUGCACAACGAUCUCUGGUCAAUAAAAACAAUCGGUUUUUGUAUUCAUA